AUGUCUUCAUCAUUAGAUACCUUAAGUAACGUUGGUGAAAUGGGAGACGAGCCCUGCUCCAAUUUCGGCCCCGAGGAAGAAGGAAAAGAAUCAAAUGGAUUCGCCGAUAACAUUCAGGGUGGAAGAUUCGGCAACGGGGAAGAGAUUUCCGCUGAUCACGAUGAAGGCUUCCUCACUGCUGCGCAUGUAGUGGAAUCGAACGGGCGGGCUUAUGGGUUUGAGGAGGAUGCUGGCGUCUAUUUGUCUGAUGGUCCGAUUGUUUCUGAGCCUGAGGAGCUGACGGAAGAAGGGUUUCUUCUGCGUGAAUGGUUGUUUGCUGAAGGACAUAAAGACCCUGCUUCAGAUCAAGCAGGGGGAAAACGAAAGCCUGUGAGUGUACAUCACUUGUUUUUAGAAGAAAAUGCUGGAGGUAAGGAAUUUGAAGCCCCUCAUCUCCUGGACCGCUCUAAAAUAGGGGAUCUGCAACAAGCGAUUCAGCACUUUUUACCUGUUAAUCCUGCACACAGGCAGAACGCAAUUCAUCUUGAGGAGAAGGAAAGAAAAGAAGAGGAGAUCCGGAAUCAGAUCAUCGCAGAGGCAUACGAAUUCAAACUAGCCUUCUAUGAGAAGCGCCGACUUGAUGCCGACAUCAACAAGGCUAACAACAGGGAAAAAGAGAAGGUGUUUCAAUUCUUAACAAACCAAGAGAAUUUUCAUGCUAAUGCUGAUAAGCACUACUGGAAAGCUAUAACAGAAAUCAUCCCCAAUGAAGUGCCGACUAUUAAGACGAGAGGGAAGAAAGAGCAGGAGAAGAAAACAUCUAUUACGGUGGUUCCGGGGCCAAAACCUGGAAAGCCUACCGAUCUAUCCAGGAUGCGUCAGUUGCUGGUGAAGCUUAAGCAUACCCCUCCGCCUCAGAUGAAAGAAGAUGGCGAUUCUGAAGUGAAGAAAGCUGAUAAGAAAAUAACAUCAGAAGAAGCAUCCAGCGUUAGUGAUGCUAAAUCAAGCCAAAAAGAAGUAACACAAGUUCCAGAAGUAGCAGUAGCAGAAGGAAAAAUAGCUGCAGAGCCAAAUGCUGUAUCCACCAAGUGAGACUGAAUUACCUGGCUUUCAGGAGUUUAUCUUCCACAUCCGGCUUCGCACAGAAAACCUUAAGGAGUAUUUGUUCAGUUAUCUUUGUACUGAUUUUGCAUCUGGUUUGUCCGAUCGGAGAUAAUUAACAGUAUUUAUGAGCCUAAAGUUUGCUUGCACUGUAGAAUGUGGUUUAUAUUAAU
Phalaenopsis equestris is the source of this 1253-nucleotide messenger RNA. RefSeq names its product clathrin light chain 1-like. NCBI's taxonomy places the organism in Eukaryota, Viridiplantae, Streptophyta, Magnoliopsida, Asparagales, Orchidaceae. The record is from RefSeq and is a predicted model, not a curated record. Gene Ontology annotation, molecular function: structural molecule activity; clathrin heavy chain binding. Gene Ontology annotation, cellular component: clathrin coat of trans-Golgi network vesicle; plasma membrane; clathrin coat of coated pit. Gene Ontology annotation, biological process: clathrin coat assembly; intracellular protein transport; clathrin-dependent endocytosis.